Molecule: messenger RNA, 4160 nt
Organism: Argentina anserina (silverweed cinquefoil)
Lineage: Eukaryota; Viridiplantae; Streptophyta; Magnoliopsida; Rosales; Rosaceae
Exons: 5
Coding region: 250-3798 (1182 amino acids)
Molecular function (GO): metal ion binding
Source: RefSeq, a predicted model, not a curated record
GAGUGCACAAGAUGAACAACCAGGGGUUUAUACAAGCUUGAAUUUCUCAUCACACUCGAACUAUUCUUGUAGAAAAUUCUAGAAGCUCUGCGAAGAACAACGAAGGCUUUCACAUCUCAAAUCGGUUUAGGGUCUUAAACGAUUUCAGCACCGUCAUUAGGUGGGAAGCUGUUUUUGUCUUGCUGAAGUUCAAACCUGUGCAAACUUGAUGCAGGGCAAAUACAAAUAGAUCAAGUCGAGCCAUCUGCAAUGUAUGGCCAAGCUAAUGUUCCGCCUCCACCGCCCCUUCAUUUGCAGCAAGGCUCUCCAGCCGCAGCACCGAAUGUAGUUCACCAGGCAAUAUCUGAUUCCGACAUGGAAAUGGAAGAUGAUAUCACCUUGUCCGACACGAAUCAUGAAGUUCAUGAUUCAUCUGCCGUUCUAGACCGCAAGUUUGAUGUCAGUCAUGGGGAGCUUGAUGUCAAAAAGCAUCUAGCUGCAGCAAAGAGUUCACCAGGAUGGAGUGCUCGUGAGGGUGUCUCAUCCGAAAAAGUGUUGCCCUCUUUGUCUGAACGCCAAUUAAUAAUUGAAGAGGCACCAUCCAGAGUUGAUAUAUAUUCAACUGGAGCUUCUGAAUCCCCAGUGGCAAGUGAAAAAGAUAUUUCUUCGAUUCCCAGAGCUGAUGAUCAGAAGAAACUUGAUGCUUCUGCAGCAGCUGAGGCAAUGAAUUCUGAUGCGUUUUCAAACCAGACUACCACAGUUAACAGCCCGUUUAGACUUUUACAAGACUAUGCUUCUGAAAACAGCUCAGAAAAUGAUCCUCCUGCUUUUAGUGAAGAUGGUACUGCUGUUGGAGCUCCAUCAUCAGUUACAACUAGUGUUAAAAGUUGCCAUAAAGAUGCUGGGUCUCAAUUUGAGAUAGGAUCUAAGAGCCUGUGCACAACUGAUAAAAUGUCUGGGCUGCAAUAUGAAUCCAGAAGGUUUAAAGUUUCCUUGGAUACAAAGAAAGAGGUUAGGGGUACUGAUAUAACAUCAAUCAUUGAGAGUCAUGAGGGUUUUCAGGGGAAAGAUGCAUUGAAUGGGGCUCCCAUUGAUAUCACCAAAAGGGAUAAGUCUCCAGGAGGGAAACAGACCAAGACUGAAUCUGUUUUACCAAAGGUGGAUGAGUAUGGGAGAUUGGUCAGAGAAGGUUCCAGUGACAGUAACUCUAAUGGUUCACGUUAUAAUAAGAGGCACAGAAGAGGCAGAAGCCGCAGUCGUAGUCGCAGCCGUAACCGGAGCCGCAGCUGUAGUCGUAUCCGGAGCCAGAGCCGGAGCCGGUCUCCUUUUGGCGGCAGGAGGAGGUGGAGGAGUCCUCGGAGGAGAAGAGAGAAGCGAAACCGGUCUCCUAGGAAUCAAAGAAGCAGGAGCAGGUCUCCCAGUUUUAGACGUGCAGGUGAGUUCAGAGACGAAAAUAAGAGACAUGAUAGGCGCAACAUUCCAGAAUGCUUUGACUUCCUUCGAGGCAGAUGCGCACGUGGAGGAUCCUGUAGGUAUAUGCACAAAGAACAUGACCGAAAUGAUGGUUCAUGGCGCCAUAGAAGCAAGCAAAAGCAUCUAGAAGUUCAGUCUACUGUGAAGAACUCUAUGAUUAAGGAAGCGAUUGAAGAUAGCUCUGACAUGAAUCUGCAUGGUGAAUUCAACGGUCAGGAGAUGCAGAUCGAUCCUAUUGUGGUCCCAAAGGAUGGUCAGUUUAUUGAUCCUGUUAAAACUGCUUGCGAGAAUUCUGCAGUGACAGCUUCUACAAUGCAAGUGAAACAAAUUCUUCCUGUAAAGCUGGAGGAACCCAUUGGUCACAGUCCUGAAUCUCACCACCUAUCCGCUCAAAAGCUGAGCUGUGUUGGUACUAUGAAGUCAAGGGGUGAUACUUCUCAGGCAAUUGAACAAUCUCGAAGCAAUAAUUCUGCAGAACAGCUUCAAAAGGCUGAUUAUCCGUCUCAGCAGGUGGAAGCCUCUCACAUGUAUGAUUUACCACCAAAUCAAGCAUCGAAGAAUUCUCCAUACAAGGUUUCUUGUACUGAGCCUGCAGCAGAUGCAAUUUUAUUAACUCAAUCACGUCCCACUGAAAGUUCUAAUGCUCAACCACUUCCAUCAGGACAGUUUUCAUCACAGUUUUCGGCUCCUACUGAUUCAUCUCUUCCUUGUUAUUCUGCUGCGAAUAGUCCAUAUCCUUCACAGUUGCCUCCUCCUCCUCCUCCAGUAUCACAAGGUACCAGUGUUGCUCAUGUACCACAGUUUCAUAGGGACUACAACCAGCGGCCACCCUAUCCAGUUCAGUCUAUUCCUAUUCAUGCUUAUCAAGGUCCUUUAUCCAACCAAUCUGCCCAAUUCUCAGUAUCACAAGAUUCAACUUGGACAUCCCUGCCGCCACCACCUCCACGACCACAAUAUCCAUCUUUAAAUGCAGGAACUGCUGCACAAGGUGCUUCACAAUUUCAGCAGAAUCACUUGGCUCCAAGGACUGACUUCGGUUCUCAGAGUUCUGGGAGGCCUUACAGCUCUCACGGAUCACUCAAUCCAUCAAAUCAACCUUUUGGGGGCCCUGGUCAUAUAAGAGAAGAUCGUUUUACACAUGCUCCCGUGCAGGAUAUAAAUUCUUUACACUCUUUUGCUCAGGGACACCUACACCCUCAACCUGCACCUUCACAGGAAUUAAUGAAGAGCAAAAUGCAAAAUUUCUCUGCGGACAAUUUUCCAUCAGGAGAACUUCUGAAUGCAUCAUCACAAUUUCAUCCUCAUCCACAUGACCAACAACCAGGCUAUGGUGUGCAAUACUCUGUAGGUGAUAGCAUGUUGGGCGUGCCUGUCAAGACUGGAGUACAAUACCCUGUUGGUGGUAGCCUUUUGGUUUUGCCUGGGAAAGAUGGCCCUAUAUCCCAAUACCCUCAAGAUAUGUCAGACAGAAGUCAGCUUUCUCAAAUUCCUGAUUUUGGGGCAUCUAGAAUUCAAACACAUCAUAAUCCUUACGCAGCUACUUUUGAGCAGCCUUUAGGCUUGAACUUUAGUUCUAACAUUCCCAUUCAAGAAAAGAAUGUGCCUGCUGCUAACAUGUUUGAUACACCGGUCCAAGUCCCAAUUGAUGGCCAAGGUGUGGGCAGUGCUGGGUCAAGACGGACAACUUUGUCGCCAAGUUCUGCUGGAGCUGUUGGUCAGCUUUUGCAAACGUCAGUUAGUGGGCAGUAUGAUCCACUUUUUGACAGCAUUGAGCCAUCAGGAAAUAUACUUAAUAAUCAUGAUCAAAGCCAAAAGCAUACAGCCACCAAUGAUAUAAAUAUGAUGGUGAGGUUCAGUGGUUCUUGUGAGCCAUUAAAUGUAGAAGAGAACAAGAAACAUUCAGAGGUUGGUCCUGUUGCUUCAACUACAUCUCUGGAUAAUGACGGCUUUGGUGAGACAGGAGAUGCAGAAGUGGGUGUCGUGGAGGAUGAGAGUCUUAGUAAUGAUGAUGAUGGAGCAAACCUGGCUGUCGGAGAGAUGGAGAUUGAUCAGGUGAAAUCUGGAGGGAAGAGCAAGAAGAAAAAGGAUUCCAGAUCAACUAGACUUUUCAAAAGUGCAGUUGCAGAUUUUGUAAAGGACCUUCUGAAGCCGUCCUGGCGGCAGGGUAAUAUGAGCAAAGAAGCUUUCAAGACCAUUGUCAAAAAGACUGUUGAUAAGGUCUCUGGAGCCAUGAAGAGCCACCAGAUACCAAAGUCUGAGGCAAAGAUAAAUCACUACAUCGACUCAUCUCAGCGGAAACUGACGAAGCUUGUGAUGGGUUAUGUUGAUAAGUAUGUCAAGGUAUAAACCUCAUUUGUGAUUUGAUCAACCAGCAUGCAAUGCCGAAAAUUUUGAUGAGGUAUUACGCAGUUUGUUCCAGUUAGAACACCUAUGGAGGUAUCAAGAGCUCGCGGAUAUAGGGAAUAUAAACUUUUGUUGUGAGAGAUGUCAGGUUUCUUGUAUAGUGAACUCUGGAGGAAUGUCAUUUGGGAAUGAUGAGUAAAAUGACUUCCAACCUUGUGUAAGGUACUGUAGCAGCUGCAGAAGAUGAAUGUUAAUGUCUCUGAAUAUUCAUUAUAGUAUAUUUCUGAUUUUGUAAAAGGUACACACGUUCACAAAAUGGACGCUCUAUUUAUUCAUUUUACAGAUCAACCAUCAAUUUCAAAACG